AUGCACCACGUCGGGGCCUUGACCCCGUUUCAGAAAUGGGCCGCCUCUGCUUCCGACUCGCAGUUCAACGCCGUGGCGGGUGCGAUAGGCGGAUUCACGUCCGGGGUAGUCACUUGUCCCCUUGACGUCAUCAAGACAAAGCUUCAAGCCCAGGGCGUGUAUAGGGUGCUGCAGGAUGGACGACAUGUGGGACAACCGAGAAUGUACAAUGGCCUGGUUGGCACAGCCAGUGUUAUUUGGAGAGAGGAAGGUGUGAGGGGCAUGUAUCGUGGUUUGGGUCCUAUUGUUAUGGGAUACUUGCCCACAUGGGCUGUCUGGUUUACCGUUUACAACAAGAGUAAGGUCUGGAUGGGCCAAUAUUACGAAAACACACAUCUGAUCAACUUUUGGUCUUCCAUCAUUGCUGGUGCCAGUAGCACCAUUGUCACAAAUCCGAUUUGGGUCAUCAAAACCCGGCUCAUGUCACAGAGCCAUUCUCCAGCCAGAGACCAUGCGCAUUACAUGUAUCCGAAGCCUGCAAGUACCCCAACUUCCAGACCAGCACUGAAUCACCCAUGGCACUACCGGUCUACUCUUGAUGCCGCCAGGAAGAUGUACACGUCUGAAGGACUGGCAUCGUUCUAUUCUGGACUUACCCCUGCACUCCUCGGAUUGACUCACGUCGCUGUUCAAUUCCCCACAUACGAGUAUCUCAAGACGCAGUUUACCGGACAAGGGAUGGGAGAGGGUGCAGGAGAAGCACACUGGUUCGGCAUCCUAUCGGCAUCGGUGUUGUCCAAGAUUUUGGCUAGCAGUGCCACAUAUCCUCACGAGGUUAUCCGAACACGCCUUCAGACGCAACGACGACCAGUAGCCGGUGAACAAUUUCUACAGGGGCUUGGUAUUGCUUCCCCGAGUCCAGGCAAAGGCGCCACAGUCGAUAGCCGCAAGUACCGAGGCAUUGUGAUGACUUUCAGAACCAUUCUGCGAGAGGAAGGCUGGAGGGCAUUCUAUGCAGGGUUGGGCACCAACAUGAUGCGAGCCGUUCCCGCGGCUACCGUCACAAUGUUGACGUACGAGUACGUCAUGAGAUUUCUGCAUCGAGCAAAAGAGGAGGGCACGUCCAAAAUGCAGGGACAUCAAGAUCCAUCAUGA
This is a messenger RNA of Pochonia chlamydosporia 170, 1134 nucleotides long. RefSeq names its product mitochondrial carrier protein. NCBI's taxonomy places the organism in Eukaryota, Fungi, Ascomycota, Sordariomycetes, Hypocreales, Clavicipitaceae. The record is from RefSeq and is a predicted model, not a curated record. Gene Ontology annotation, cellular component: mitochondrion. Bases 1 to 1134 code for a protein of 377 amino acids. Gene Ontology annotation, biological process: pyrimidine nucleotide import into mitochondrion. The transcript has 2 exons. Gene Ontology annotation, molecular function: pyrimidine nucleotide transmembrane transporter activity.